Molecule: messenger RNA, 357 nt
Organism: Paramuricea clavata
Lineage: Eukaryota; Metazoa; Cnidaria; Anthozoa; Malacalcyonacea; Plexauridae
Source: the annotation of a GenBank genome assembly
CACCAAGACGCUGGAUUUACAUUUGGCAAGAACUUGGCACUACUUCGACAACUUUUCAAAGACUACCAAGAAAUCAACACAGAAUUAAAAACUAUCCCACUAAUUAAUGCUGUGGUGAUCCAAAACAAACGCAUACUACCACCAGAUGUACUGGAAAAACUCCUAAAUACCCAGAUAGCAGUGCCUGAAAGAACAAGGUUGAAACUACAAAAUGCCAAGACAGCAGAGAAAAUUGAAGACUUAGCAAAUAGUUACAGGAACAAUGCUUUAGAAAGUUUGGAUUGUUUUCCAAAUUCCGAGGCUAAAACUUGCUUAGAAAAUCUUGUCAAGCAUCUUGUGGUUGGACAGAAUAAAUAG